AUGACAGACAAAACUUGCCCAACAAUUAUUUUGAUCGGCCCCGAAGGCGCUGGCAAAACAACUAUCGGGAAAGUCCUUGCAGAAAGACUCAACAGAGAAUUGUUCAGCCUCGAUCGACAUCGCGAAGAACUUUACGCGCCUUUCGACUACGACGGUGCCCAUGCCAACAAACUAUACCAACAAGAGGGCGUGGGUGCUUUGUUGAACUACUGGAAAUACUUUGAAUACAGAGCUGUCGUGGACAUUUUAGAAAGUGCUCUGAAGCCUGAUGAUAAGUUUUACGGCAAGAUUCUCGAUUUUGGGGCGGGCCAUUCCAUAUUCGAGAAUAGGAAGGAGCUUGAUCACGUUGCGGAACUUAUGACUCCUUAUGAUGGUGUUUUCCUUAUUCUUCCGUGCGAAGACGUGGAUGAGGCUCUUAAGAUCAUGGAGGAACGGAGAGGGCAUGAUUUGAGCUACAACCGGCACUUCCUGAGCCACCCAAGCAACAAAACGCUGGCAAAGCAUAUUAUUCACACGAAGGAUACAGAUCCGGAGCGGAGUGCUGAUGAGAUAUUGGAAUAUUUGAGUUGA
Messenger RNA from Fusarium musae, 570 nucleotides. RefSeq lists its product as uncharacterized. Lineage: Eukaryota; Fungi; Ascomycota; Sordariomycetes; Hypocreales; Nectriaceae. The transcript has a single exon. The record is from RefSeq and is a predicted model, not a curated record. The coding region runs from base 1 to 570 and encodes 189 amino acids.